Molecule: messenger RNA, 4756 nt
Organism: Lycium ferocissimum
Lineage: Eukaryota; Viridiplantae; Streptophyta; Magnoliopsida; Solanales; Solanaceae
Exons: 8
Coding region: 275-4558 (1427 amino acids)
Source: RefSeq, a predicted model, not a curated record
UUUCUUUGGCUAAGGAGACACCGGAGUGAGUAGCAGUAAUAUUUUCAUAGUCAUAUUUGAGUUGAGCAACCCUGAGUGAUAGGCGGCGGACCCGGUUUAACAUCCACUGCGUCUGCGUGAAUGAUGAAACCCGAACCGACUUCACAAAACCUGGUUUAGUCUCCACUUGAUUUGCCCGUAUCCAUCCGGUGCUUAACUUUAACUGUUUAAGAAUUCGAAAAUAGGGUUUAGCCGGGGGUUUAGCGAAUGUGAGCCCUAGUGCUAGUAGUUCCAUAUGUAUGAAGAAACAUCAAUGGCGGAUGAUGUAAUGAUUAAACACGAUCAACUUACUAAUAAUCCCUGCUGUAUUACUUGGGAAGACAAGUACAUUAAAUUGAAAGAGGGCUACACCAAGCUUGAAGAGCGAAGAAAUGCUCUUCGUAAAGGUCUCUCCAUUUAUGAACAACAAGUCAAAAAAAUGCAAUCCGAAAAUUUGUCUCUCACCAAAGCUGUUGAUGAUGAGAAACUUAGGGCAAAUAAUGAAAAGGAGGAAAAGGUAAAGGAAUCUGCUUUAAGGGUUUCUUUAGAGAGUGAAGUUGCUCGGUUGAAGAAUGAGAUUCUUUCCUUGAAGAAAAAUGAUGGAGGUAGAGAAAUUACAGAGCUUAAGGAGCAUCUCUCUCAGAGGGAAACAAAGGUAAAUGAGCUCAACGAGCUUCUUGAGAAAGAACGAUUGAGAGCAGAUUCGGAGAAAAAGAAGGCUGACUUGGAGAGGAAAAAGGCGGAUGACUUGAGGACAAAAUGGAAGGCUGAGAAAACAAGGGCUGUUGAAGAGAGGAGACUUGCUGAUGUUGAAAGGAAAAGAGCCGAAGGAAAUAGACUUAAUUUGGAAAAUCUGAAGAAAGAAGCUGAUCAACUGAAAUCAAAGUUAGCUUCGGUGACUUUGGAGUUUGAAGAUGCUAAGAAGAAGCUUGAGGCAGAAAGAGAAAACACAUCUAAAGAGAGAAAACGUGCAGAUGCAGCAGUGAUGAAGGCUGCUGACCAAAAAAAGAUUGCAGAAACCAACCACAAGAUUGCCAUGGAUGAAAAAAGUCGUGCUACUGAUCUAUAUCGGCAGCUGGAACAGGAUAGACGAGAGAUUGAUAAUUUAAAGAAAGAGAUAAGUGAACUCAUGUCAUCUGGUAAAAUGGUUAACACCGUACCUCGUGAAGGGACAACUCUUGGAACUGCUCAAUUAUCAUCUGAGCUUGGUCCAGGUGCAGUGGAGAGAGAUGUUACCAUGGUAGAUGUAACUCUGAAUUCUGGUGCAGCCCAAAAAAGGAUCCAGGAAAUGGAACAAGAGGUGCUGGUUGAGAAAAAGCGUGUUAAAUCAGCGAUGAAAAAAAAGAAGAAGCAAAGAAAGGCUGCAGAAGCAUAUAAAAAGAAGGCAUCAGAAGAAAAAGAUCGUGCUGAUCAGCUUUCUGAAGAGGUUGAAAAUUACAGAAAAAAGGCUGAUGAACUGCAGAAGGAAAUUGAAAAGCUAGUUUCUGCAAGGUCUUUUGUUGCUUGUCCUCUUCGUGCAUAUGAUAGUAAUUUACAUGUUGAAACUGCUAAAGGUAAGCUGUUGAAGAAGCAAUUGAAGUUUGAAAAGAAGCUGGUAAAGCAUGCCAAAGAAGUAGCCAAGUUUGAAAAUACCCGUAAUUAUAUACUACAGCAAAAUCUACUUAGCUUAAAGCAGGAGUUUGUUCACUUCUCAAGACGUCUAAAUAUAUUGGAUGGUUGCUUCUCUCAAGGUGAUGGGCAUGACCUGGAAAAGGUUUGCAGCUUCAACCUGAAAAGCAAUUAUUCUGGUUUUGAAGCUUGUGAUAUGCACUGUCAUCUUGGAAAUGAUCCUGUGCAGUUAGGUGCUGUUGUGUCUGAUCCAUCCAAGCAAAAGAUAAAUUGUAGUGUACCUUCGCUUCCUGUAUGUGGAGGGAACAACCCUGGAUCAAUAUCAGGUAUUAACUCUAAAUUGGAGCCUUUGCUUAGAGGUUCCAAUAAGAAAGCGUUACAGAGUUCUGCCAUGAAUUCCAGUUCGACAUCUUUUUCUGAUAGGCUAUUGGUGGGCUCACAGGAAAGAUGUGCUUCCAUCACAACAUCAGCUUUAUCAGCUGAAGGAAAAUUGGACUUAGAACCGACCAUAUCCAGUUUGUCUGGAGAUGCAAGAAAAAAGUACAAUGAGAAUGUUGUAGCAAUUGCUGAAAGUAAUAUCAAGAGUCCUAUCAGUUGUAUUUCUACUGAGAGGAGAGCCUCACAUCAUAAGAGGAUGAGGAGAUCUAUUGAUGACGUUGAAUAUAAUGGAAACUUAAAUUCCGAGGGUAACAAAAGGCAAAGACAGCUGGCACAGAAAACCUCUCUGCAUGAUGGUAUGUUGAAUAGUAGAACAGAUGGACAUCAUGAUGAGGAAAAGCAUUUGGUAGCCGGCAUGCAGCAUGAUAUGUGCAGCGAGCAUUUAAGAUCUCACAAGAAGAGAAGAAAAUCCCGUGAACUAGGCAUGCAGCCUUUAAACAGUUCUGGUGUCAUACCUGAUGUUUGCGCACAUGCAUCUCCAAUGUUCUAUAACCUUCCACAAACUGCCCAGGAUUGGAAGGAUGGGAAAGAUGAUGAUCUGGGAGAUAUUGAUGAACUUGUCGGUGGUGAUUAUAUAAAACUUCUCAAUUUGGAUAACGAUAAUGAUGAAGAGUCUUAUCGUCUAGCAAUUGAAAUGCCUUUAUCGCCUACACUUCCUGAGAUUCAGUACCGUAGCAGUGUGGCACUUGAAUCGAUUAACACACCUUUAUAUGAGGGAUUCUCAAAUGCAAUGGGGACUCUGGCUUCAUCAGGAAAUUUUGAUGUUAUCAAUGUGGAAAUUAAUUCUAACCAGUUAAAACACCGUACCUUUGAUCCUCCAAAAAAUUCAUCAUUACCCGAGAAAAAAGAUCAUGUUGAUUCAGCUAAGAGAUUAAGCCUUGGUGCCGCUUCCAAGUUAUCUUGCAGUUCCUAUGCAGAUGCAUCGGGAGCAUUGUGCAAAUCAGGUUUGGCUGCUCCUGCAAGUGAGGGUUUGCAGAUUUCACUGGAAAGGAGAGUGGUGUCAUUAUGGGAUGGUUUUGUCAAGUAUUGUGUCAUCUUUUCAAAUGACAAUGAAGAGAAUAGCAUUUCAAGUGUUUACCGUGCUACCAGCAGGUGUCUUGCUCAAUGCUCUGCAUCAGCAGAUACUUCUCUUGGGAGUAUUUUGGUGACUCUUUUGAAUCUUGAAGAAAUUUCAAACAAGGAGAAGACAUGUGUCCUCCUUUCGCUCUUACUACUCCACAUUUCUGAUACUGUAACGAGAGCCUUUGGAGACGAUUGGGAGAGAGACCUGGUCCUUUUCAUAAAUACUGUUUCUCAGCAUAUAUAUAAAGAACUCUCACUUGAAGAUACGAGAAGGAUAUUUGUGGAAUCUUGCAACUUGUAUGAUGUACUUUCUCUUAUGGAGGAUUUUCUUUUGCAUGGUAAAUUGCUGGUGCAUGCUGUAAGUUCUGAUUCAAAGCUUGCAUCCGAUUCAGGAAUCAAUCUUAUUUUGGAUGGUCGUAGUAUAAGCUUGUGCAAGCAACGAGCUCCUACUCAGUUGUUGCUAAUUGGAGGCAUUUUGCUAGCAUCAGUAUGUGCCGCAGUUGACCAUGUUGGUUUUGUUUGUGAGGCUUCCUGCAACAUUUUAAGGAUGCUGAGAUCUGAUGCUCUAAAUAUUCUUCAUGUAUUUGCUUAUCUAUGUGGUUCUAAAUACUUUACCUUCAAAGAGUAUGGUUUAGCUAUGACUGUCGUGAAGUCAUUGGUGAUGCUUAUUCACAAGAAUAGAUCAUCUCCUAGUCCUCUUUCCUGUGUUCCAUCUUCGUUUGAGUCUCUGUCUAGGAUUUGUUCAGGUUGUAAGUGCCCAUUUUCAGAGGGUGCAACUACCAUGGAUGUUGUUGCAUCCUCACUCUUGGAUAGUCUUAAGAAUUAUGCUUGCUCUGCUGUGGGGUCAGAUUUGAUGGAAUCAUUGAACUCAUCAAGACGUGGAAUCAGAUCUGAUGGAAGGAUAACUGAGGAAUCCUCAGAUGGUGUAGAUUUAGUCCAGUCGGCCUAUGUUACUUCUGGGGAUUCAUGCCAGUUGAUUGAUACCCUUGCACUGGUGGAGCUUGUUGCAGGUUUCAUGAGCUGGGAUUGGAUGUUUGACAACAUUGCCUGCCCACUAUUGGAUCUAUUGGAAUAUUGUUCAACAGAGCACAAUGCUGCUGCUAUUACUACUCUUCUUGGCCAACUCGGAAGGUCUGGAGUUAAAGCUUUUGGAUAUGAAGAUGUUAGGAUUCAGAGAUUAAGAAGCUCUUUAUGUGCAUUACUUUGCCAAUGCGACUCCAAAAGAAUGGGUCUCCACCUCCAGUUCUCCAUUGGUAUUGCUUUAAUUGGCCUAAUUCCUCUUAGGUUUGAGCAACUUGUUGGAAGUAACACUGAAGUUACACCAGCUGCAGAUCCAUGUGAUCCAACUGAUUGCCUAAGAAAGUGGUUUGCUUUAUUGAGCAGCGAGCAGCGGUUAUUAUUCAAAGCUUGUAAAUCCUGCCAGUUUGACUAAUUGCAGGGUUGACAAACAAAAUUUUGGGGGAGAGCAAUAGAUGAAAAAUUGCCGGUUUGUGUCUUUGUUGAUGUAGAUAAUUUUCAGUACUCGAGGAGUUGUAAAGAAAAGGCGGUCCUUUUCCUAUUUUUGGUCGACCUUUGCCAAUUCUGCUUUUGGAUUUUACUGGCGAUUGUUGGGCCUUGUGCCAAUUGUGUU